UUCCUAUAUCAGGAAUAGGAAACCGACAAGACAAGGGAGGCGAAGCAGAAGGGCCGUAGCUGCCUUCUCGAGAGCGCAAUAACGAAUAAGACCAACUCCGGAGGAGGCAGCCGAGAAGCCUGAUUCGUUCCCUCGCCCCGUCCCUUUCCUCUCCCAUCGUCACUCUCGUUGUGGAGGAGGGGAAGAAGAAGAAGAAGAAGAAGAAGAAGAAGAAGAAGAAGAGGGACAUGGGGAAGAAGAAAGGAAAAGGAGGAGAGCAGCAGUCGUCGAGCGUCGUCACCGAGGCCACCCGAGUUCGUAUCGGCAAAGUGCUCGAGGAGUUCCGGACAUCCGAAGCUGAAGUGUACACUUUCGAAUCAGGUUUGUCAAAACAAGAACGAGCUGCAAUUCACGAAAUGUGCAGAAAAAUGGGAAUGAUAUCAAAAAGUUCUGGGUAUGGAGAAAGAAGACGUCUUUCUGUAUACAAAAGUAAAAAGAAAAAUGGAUCCAUUAAGAAGGAAGAAGAAAUGAUCACUUGCUUGCAAUUUUCGGAAGAGGUGAAAGAAGUUCUACAAGAUCUUUUUUUGCGUUAUCCUCCUGAUGAUGUAGAGAAGAGAGAAGAUGCAGUGAACAACUCAAGUGUCAAAGUUGGUAAGGGACAGUGGAAGCAAGAUUCUAGUUUUUGCAAACCAGCAAUGCGGAAGUCGGAUAUUGCAAAAAAGGUGGAGCAGCUAGCUUCCAGAAUAAAUAAUUCAUCACAGUUGAGAAAGAUUGUGGAAGAUAGAGCUAAACUUCCAAUUGCGUCCUUCAAGGAUGGCAUAACAUCAACACUGGAAACUAACCAGGUUGUGCUUAUAUCUGGUGAGACUGGCUGCGGUAAAACCACUCAGGUCCCUCAGUAUCUCUUGGAUUAUAUGUGGGAUAAAGGUGAGGCAUGUAAAAUUAUAUGCACACAACCCAGGCGCAUAUCAGCUAUUUCAGUUGCGGAAAGAAUCUCUUAUGAGAGGGGGGAAACUGUUGGAGAAACUGUUGGAUAUAAGAUUCGUUUGGAGUCCAAGGGUGGGAAGCAGUCAUCAAUAAUGUUCUGCACAAACGGAGUACUUUUAAGAUUGCUUAUUAGCAGAGGCUCAAACUUGUCAAGUGCAGAAGCUGGAAGAAGGCAGAUGGAGGAUUGUUUCCAAGGAAUAACCCAUGUUAUUGUGGAUGAAAUUCAUGAAAGAGACAGAUUUUCUGAUUUUAUGCUGGCAAUUAUCAGAGAUUUGCUGCCCUCAUAUCCACAUAUGAGAUUGGUGCUCAUGAGUGCCACCAUUGAUGCUGAGCGAUUUUCCAACUACUUCAAUGGAUGCCCGAUUAUUCAAGUCCCUGGUUUCACAUAUCCUGUCAAGAUUUUUUAUUUGGAGGAUGUGCUAACCAUCUUGAAAUCCGUGGAUGGUAAUCAUUUAAAUCACGUGGCAGUGGAUGAAUCUCAGGAAUCUAGUCCCUUGACUGAAGAAUAUAAAGAUGACCUGGAUGAAGCAAUCAAUCUGGCUUUAGCUAAUGAUGAAUUUGAUCCUUUGCUUGAACUGAUUUCUACUGAGCAAACACCUGGAAUUUAUAACUACAAGCAUUCCUUGACUGGUAUAUCACCCUUAAUGGUAUUUGCUGGAAAGGGUAGAGUUGGUGAUGUCUGCAUGCUUCUGUCUUUUGGUGCUGAUUGUUCUUUAUACGACAAUGAUGGAGGGUCUGCAUUAGAUUGGGCUCAGCGUGGGAAUCAACUCCAGGUAUAUGAAAUUAUUAAAAAACAUAUGCAGAAAGAUAUAUCAAAAUCAGCAGAAGAGGAGGAACUACUUAACGAGUACCUUGCAAGUAUUAAUCCAGAACAUAUUGAUACUGUCCUGAUAGAACGGCUAUUAAGGAAAAUAUGCAAUGAUUCUGCAGAAGGAGCUAUUCUUGUCUUUCUUCCUGGGUGGGAUGACAUAAAUCAAACCAAAGAGAGGCUGGUUGCUUCACCGUAUUUUCGAGAUCAAUCAAAGUUUUUGAUAUUCUCUCUCCAUUCUAUGAUUCCAUCUGCAGAGCAAAAGAAGGUUUUUAAACGCCCACCUGCUGGUGCUCGUAAAAUCAUUUUGUCAACCAACAUUGCAGAGACUGCUGUUACCAUUGAUGAUGUUGUAUAUGUCAUAGAUAGUGGCAGAAUGAAAGAAAAAAGUUAUGAUCCGUAUAACAAUGUAUCUACACUUCAUUCUUCUUGGGUAUCAAAAGCUAGUGCAAGACAGCGUGAGGGACGUGCUGGUCGUUGUCAACCAGGAACCUGCUACCAUCUUUACUCCAAAUUUCGAGCAGCAUCUUUGCCAGAUUAUCAAGUUCCCGAGAUAAAGAGAAUGCCUAUUGAGGAACUCUGUUUGCAGGUAAAAUUACUUGAUCCCAGCUGUAGAGUAGCAGACUUUUUACAUAAAACAUUGGAUCCUCCUGUUCCUGAAACUGUUCGCAAUGCACUCAUUGUUCUUCAAGACAUUGGUGCUUUGACACAUGAUGAAAGACUUACUGAUCUUGGAAAGAAGCUGGGUUCUCUUCCUGUUCAUCCAUCGACUAGCAAGAUGCUUCUAUUUGCAAUUUUAAUGAAUUGCUUGGACCCUGCAUUGACUCUAGCAUGUGCGUCUGAUUACCGAGAACCUUUCAUUCUCCCAAUGGCUCCAGAUGGGAGGAAGAAGGCUGCUAUCGCAAAACUUGAACUUGCUUCUCUCUAUGGUGGAUAUAGUGAUCAGCUAGCUGUUGUAGCAGCAUUUGAUUGUUGGAGGAAGGCAAAAGAUAGAGGUCAAGAGUCACAGUUUUGUUCUAGGUAUUUUGUCUCAUCAAGCACAAUGAAUAUGCUAUGUAGCAUGCGGAAGCAGCUUCAAAAUGAGCUGGCAAAAAAUGGCUUCAUUCCAGCGGAUAUGUCCAGUUGUAGCUUAAAUGCUCAUGAUCCAGGUAUUCUGCGGGCAGUGCUCAUGGCUGGUAGUUAUCCAAUGGUGGGAAGAUUGCUUCCACGUCGAAAGAAUGAUAAAAGAGCUAUAGUGGAGACGCCUAGUGGUGCCAAAGUUCGCUUGCAUCCUCAUUCUUCUAACUUUAAUUUGUCAUUUGGUAAGGCGGCUGGCUGCCCACUUAUUAUUUAUGAUGAAAUUACUCGAGGAGAUGGGGGGAUGUACAUAAAGAAUUGCUCUCUCAUUGGUCCUUAUCCAUUGUUGUUGCUUGCAAUGGAAAUGGUUGUUGCUCCUGGAAAUGAAAAUGAUGAUGAAAGUGAUGAUGAUCUAGAUGGUUCUAGUCUUGAGGAAGAUGAGAUGGAGACAACAAUAUCGCCUGGACAAUGUGGAGAAGAAAUUAUGUCUUCCCCCGACAAUAAUGUUUCAGUUGUUGUUGAUCGAUGGCUGAGAUUUGAAUCAACAGCCCUUGAUGUUGCUCAGAUAUACUGCUUACGGGAGCGUCUGUCUGCCUCUAUCUUGUUUAAGGUAAAGUAUCCACAGGCAGUUCUGCCACCUGCAUUGGGAACGUCGAUGUAUGCCAUUGCCUGCAUUCUUUCUUAUGAUGGACUACCCAGUGUACUUGCUGAUGCUGUGCUAGAACCUCAACCAUCAGGCAGAGAUGCGGCUGACCCAGGUAGACCUUUUCAGGGAAGAAGAUUAAUGGGCUUCAUUCCGCCUGGGGGAUUUCUGAGAUCUUUAAUUUCAGACAAAGUCCAGGGUUCUCCCUCCCGCAAAGACAGGAAAGCCAACCUUAUCAGUCCUGUAUCAGCACAUUCAAUCUCCCAUUCACCAGUCAGGUCUCCUUUUCCUGGUCCAGGUUCUGGUAGCGCUGCACCAAGGAUAAGAUCCUUUAAGAGGCGACGCUAAGAGCUACUAUUUUGUCUGCCAUCAUUUGUCAACUUUAAUGAUCACCCUUGAGUUCUCAUUUAAUGGGUAAUAUUGGAUGAUCAUUCCGAACAGAGCUUACAGGAAAUAGUUGCUGCUUGGGGGGCUUAUGAAAGUGCAGGUACGCAAAAUGGCCGAAAGCUGACUGCUUUAAGCUGCCAGCACAGCUGCUGAAUUUGGACUGUGCUUUUGGGGUUUCACGUCAAUGGAAUCUAUGGUCUCGUAUACAUCUAACUGGUGAAUCUUCCUUGUGCUCAGAAUCAUCAAAGACAUUUUCUAUGGUAGCAAUAUCGGCGAGUUCUGUUAUUUUGAGAAAACACUGGCAUCCUUAACAGAGCAUGUUGUCCGUAGGAAAUGAUCCAUAUUUAUUUGGAAGAGGAAAAGGACAGUUGUGCAAAUGGAACCACAAUAAGUUGUAGUUUAGACUAGUCAGUUGAAGAAUUUGAUUUUUCUGUCACGGAUGCGUCCUAAUAUUUCUUCUAAUGAUUUAGUGCCCUUGUAUUCACAUGCCCUUAUGCUGGUAAUGAAGCUAUUUUAUACUACUGAUAUUUUUA
Molecule: messenger RNA, 4393 nt
Organism: Musa acuminata AAA Group (dessert banana)
Lineage: Eukaryota; Viridiplantae; Streptophyta; Magnoliopsida; Zingiberales; Musaceae
Product: DExH-box ATP-dependent RNA helicase DExH6
Exons: 15
Coding region: 228-3821 (1197 amino acids)
Cellular component (GO): intracellular anatomical structure
Molecular function (GO): protein binding; helicase activity; RNA binding
Source: RefSeq, a predicted model, not a curated record